Microthlaspi erraticum is the source of this 852-nucleotide messenger RNA. Lineage: Eukaryota; Viridiplantae; Streptophyta; Magnoliopsida; Brassicales; Brassicaceae. The record is from the annotation of a GenBank genome assembly.
AUGGAUGCUGGGCACAUCAUUUUGGGAAGACCUUGGCAAUCUGAUAGGCGAGUGAUGCAUGAUGGUUUCACAAACAAGUAUACCUUCCUGCACAAGGGGCGCAAGACCACUCUUAUUCCUUUAACCCCUCAAGAGGUGUAUGAAGAUCAAGUCCAGCUGUGCAGCCAAAGGACCAAACCUCAAGCCAAAAAGGAGCCAUCCAAUCCGAACAAGUCCUUGAACUAUCUGGUCAAGUCCACACAGGAUUUCCAGGAUGUGUUUCCAGAUGAUUGUCCCAAGGGAUUGCCACCAGUCAGAGGCAUUGAGCAUCAAAUAGAUUUUGUUCCUAGAUCCACACUUCCAAACCGGCCGGCAUACAGAACCAAUCCUGUUGAAACCAAGGAACUCCAGCGCCAAAUUGAUGAGCUUAUGGACAAGGGUCACAUCCGGGAAAGCAUGAGCCCUUGUGCUGUUCCUGUUCUUCUUGUGCCCAAGAAAGAUGGGAGUUGGCGCAUGUGUGUGGAUUGCAGAGCCAUCAACAAUAUCACUGUAAAGUAUGGACAUCCUAUCCCUAGACUUGAUGAUAUGCUUGAUGAGUUGCAUGGUUCUAGCAUUUUCUCUAAGAUUGAUUUAAAAAGUGGUUAUCAUCAGAUUAGGAUGAAAGAAGAUGGAGUCAAGGUGGAUGAAGAGAAAGUUGCUGCCAUUAGAGAAUGGCCGAGCCCUAAGACAGUGAGUGAAGUCAGAAGUUUCCAUGGCCUAGCUGGGUUCUAUAGGCGGUUUGUCUGUGAUUUUAGUACCUUGGCCGCACCUCUGACUGAAGUCAUCAAGAAAGAAGUUGGAUUCAAUGUAUCUUCUGGAUUACCUCCAUCAUAG